UAAAUUUUCUGUAGACAAAAUUAAGUAUUUUGUUUAUUUACUCUUUGUUUCUAACUUUUGUUAAAAACAUCUAUGCCGUGACUUUAAGAACUUUAACUAUAAACAAAAAUGCUUUUUAAUUCUUUUCUUUGUCUUGUUUUAUUUCCCUAUCCCCCCAUCACAAUAACAUAUAUAUAGAUUUAUACUAACUCAAUUUUAAAUUGAAUUUGAUAAAUUAAUCAUUAACUUUUUUUCAUGUUCUUUUGAAAUCCAUAUUGUCUGUCAUAUAUUAUUUCCUUCAUUAUAUAAUAGAUGACUUUAAAUAUUCUUAUAUGAUUUCCUUCAACAAAAAUGUUGCUAAAUACGGAAAAGGUAAGAAAACAUAUAAUAAAUGACCUAUAAUAUUCUUGAUACUGAAAUCUAAUACAAUCGGAAAAAUAUGCACCACACGAAACGAAACAUUUUGGCACUCAAAAGAUUGGCGUACAAAGAGAUGUUUUAAAAAAAAAAGUCUUACUUUAAUUGUAUUGAUUCAUUAAUAUCAUAAAGGAAAAAGCAAUAAAUAGUAAAUAUCCGACCAAAAACUUGCCGUGGUGGGCAAGGCUACCCUCUAUACUAAUGGAAAGGUUUUAGGAGGAGAAGAUGGAAUAUUAUCAAUUCUCUUAGAGCUGUCUCGGUUUCUUUUUCCUAAGAACAUUCAUGUCUUUGUUUCUUACCCGGCUCUUGAGGCUCCGCCUUGUGAAACGUGCGUUGGUGAGAAGAUCCUCCUCUGUUUCUCUUUUUAUCUCUAACGGCUUCUCAACUUCCUUGCGGCAAACCCCUCCUUGUUCCGUCAUGGGCGCUAGACCUUGUGGAGACGAUCUCGGAGGACUCAUAGUUGCCUAUGCAGAUACACAUGCCUGGACUGAACUGGACAAAAUGGUACGUCUGGAGUUGGUGUGUAACAGUAUUAAUCAUGGAAAAACGCUAACGAUCGGGGCUUCUCAUGGGUGGGUAGCUAGUUUGAAGGAAGAUGGAACCCUGUGUCUCCAAGAUGAUCUAAACCCGUAUGCAUCGUAUACAGAUCCUAAACGCAUCCCUCUGCCUCCUCUUGUGACUCUGCCACAUUGUCAAACCAAAAUCAUCACCAACGUUUCAAUGUCCUCAUCUUCUCCAGAGGACGAUGAAGACUGUGUCGUGGCUGUCAAGUUCUUGGGACCUCAGCUCAGCUUUUGCAAACCAGCCGGUAAGAGUCGUAAACCAAAGUGGACCAGCAUCAAGCUCGAGAACCCUUGCUUCUAUUCCUCCCGUGUCAUGUUUUCCAAGAAACACAACAUGUUUCGUAUUCCGGGAUCUGGAGGCCACCUCAUCAGGUCAUGGGACCCCUGCAAUCCCAGCGAUGACCCUAAGCUUCAGAGCGUGCGGUUUACUAACAUUCCCAAGCUGACCAACGCUGAACAUAAUGUUAUGGAUUCGUGCAGCAAGAGCGAGCACUUGGUGGAGUCACGACCCACUGGUGAGACAUUCUUAGUUAAGCAGUACAAGAAGCUAGCCGAGAACGAUGAAGGUGUUGCCAUAAUGAAACCAAAUUUUUUAAUGGUGUACAAGCUAGAUGAUGAAGGAAACGCAGUUCAGACUCGAGACAUGGGAGAUCUCGUCAUGUUCAUCUCAAUGUCUGAACCUUUUUGUGUGCCUUCUACUUCUUUUCCUGGCAUGUAUACUAACAACGUUUACCUCUAUGAUUAUGAUGAAAACGGAUAUGUGGAUGUGGCUGGCACCCCCUUCGACAUGGCUAGUGCAAAAGGUCCACUUUAUUCCCCUUAUCAUAUUCCACCUCAAGAUAUCGGCAACUAGUUUUGCAACUGUCUUGUUUAUGUUCUCUGUGAGAUGUUUAAUGUAUUCUCUUUGGAGAUAUUUUUAAUCUUAAGACAAAGAAUCAUAAGUUGAUGAUGAUGAUGUUUUGUUCUGUUUUUCUUACAAGCUUUGAGUCACAAGAACCUGCCUGAUGAAAACCAUGUGCUAAGACUUCAUGCAUUGCCAUAGUAAAGCUUUUGCGGCCACCCUUUGCUCCUAUGAACAUACUUUUUUUCUUUCUGUGAGAACAAUAUCAAGCUAAAACAAUCAAGUGGUUAGUAAUGA
Molecule: messenger RNA, 2097 nt
Organism: Brassica napus (rape)
Lineage: Eukaryota; Viridiplantae; Streptophyta; Magnoliopsida; Brassicales; Brassicaceae
Exons: 1
Coding region: 679-1812 (377 amino acids)
Source: RefSeq, a predicted model, not a curated record